AUGGCAGAUAAUGCCCCAAUCGAUAUUAUUCGGUCUCAUCAAGAUGACUUAGAUCGAGAAAGUGCACGACAAGAACAAAAAUUGCAUCCUCACUCGCCCGCGGUAGAACCCGAUGAAAAAUAUGAACGCGAUGUGCCUCCAGACGGCGGGUACGGCUGGGUCUGCGUGGCCUGUGUCUUUUGGAUUAAUGCCCAUACUUGGGGUAUCAAUAGUAGCUACGGGGUGUUCUUGAGCCAUUAUCUCUCUCAUAAUGUAUUCCCGGAUACAUCACCACUCUUCUAUGCCUUUACUGGCGGAUUAAGUAUCUCCUGUGCCCUGCUAGUAGCACCACUAGCCACACACUUCAUCCACAAAUGGGGCACACGCUUUGUGCUCAAUCUGGGGAUCUUCUUCGAGACCCUCUCCCUCAUUGGAUCUUCCUUCGCCACCCUGAAAUGGCACAUCAUGCUGAGCCAGGGUGUCUGUUUUGGCUGGGGAAUGGGCUUCCUAUUCGUGGGAAGCGUGGGAAUCGCCCCGCAAUGGUUCAACAAACGUCGCAGUGUCGCCAUGGGCAUCACUGCCGCAGGUUCGGGUCUCGGAGGCCUGAUUUACUCUCUGGCAGUUGGGGCCAUCAUCCCCCGAUACGGCCUGGGCUGGGCCUUCAGAAUCUUGGGCAUCAUUUCCUGCGUCGUGAACUUGGUCUGCUGUAAUUUGCUCCGGGAUCGCAAUAAGGCUGUGGGGAGUAGAUUCACGGCCUUCCAUUUGCCUUUGCUGCGUCGACCUGAGUUCUUGCUCUUUUUGGGUUGGGGUGUGUUCAGUAUGUUGGGUUAUGUGGCGCUGUUGUUUAGUGUGGCCAACUUUGCUUUGUCAGUGGGCCUUUCUUCGCAUCAGGGGAGUAUUGUUUCGGCAUUGCUGAAUCUGGGUCAGGGUCUUGGUCGUCCUUGUGUAGGGAUGUUCAGUGAUCGCUUGGGUCGCAUGAAUAUUGCCACUUUGCUCACUUUCCUAUGUGGCUUGUUCUGUCUGGUCAUCUGGACUUCGGCUGAUAAUAUGGGGGUCGUGUGCUUCUUUGCUAUCUUGGUCGGUACGGUCUCGGGUACCUAUUGGGCUACUGUCUCGCCAGUGCUGGUGGAGAUUAUUGGCAUCAGGGAUCUUCCGUCGGGCUUGAGUAUCACUUGGAUUACACUGGUUUCCCCGUGUACAGUCUCUGAAGCCAUUGCACUUCAGCUUCGCAGCAGCUCUGGUGGUGGAACUUCGUAUCUCCGAGUUCAACUGUUUACCGGAUUCAUGUAUAUUGGUGCUGCCUUGUGCCUUUGGCUGGUGCGUGGGUGGAAAGUCGGCGAGAUUGAACGUGCGCAGCGUGAAGAUGCCAUGCCUGUGGCCCCCUUGACCAAAGCUGAAAAAGAAACAACCGGGUCUGUGGUAAAUACUCCUGCAGAGCCCGUUCAGACGGCUCAGUUGUGGUCUCCUGUCAGCUUGGUGCGCAGGAUGGUUACCAUGAAGCGGGUCUGA
This is a messenger RNA of Penicillium salamii, 1488 nucleotides long. The record is from the annotation of a GenBank genome assembly. NCBI's taxonomy places the organism in Eukaryota, Fungi, Ascomycota, Eurotiomycetes, Eurotiales, Aspergillaceae.